Durusdinium trenchii is the source of this 987-nucleotide messenger RNA. NCBI's taxonomy places the organism in Eukaryota, Dinophyceae, Suessiales, Symbiodiniaceae. The record is from the annotation of a GenBank genome assembly.
UCAUCACUAUGUCACAUAGUGUAUCAGCAAGUCUUGCAGGGUUUGCCUUUGACUUGCUGAGUGCUUUCAAAAGAACCAGUGCCAGAGCGCAAGGCUCGAAGUCAGACUUGUGCAGGUUUUGUCUUUUCUGUCCUUUCUUGAUCAGCCGAAGCACACCAUGCCGGACAUCUCCAAAUCCGACAUCUCACCCAACCUGGACCGCGACAAGAUGUUCAACGAGCUUUGGUGGUUGAACUAUUGUUUCUGCGAAGGGGUUGGCAUCGGUGCAGUUGGCAAUCCAUUCUUUGGAGGAGAGGCUGUUAAUAUUUGCUUGCACUCCAAAUGUGAGAUGACUGACAUCGGGGAUCCCUUCUGCUCCAACAUCCGCGUUUGCCUAUGCCUCACGGAUCAAUGCUCUCUUCCCCCAGCGCCGGGCUCCCCCAUCUGCGUUUGCUUCAACAAGAAGCUUGCAGGUGAUGAUGGUUGGAGUGGACAGCAACUCUUCGACUGGAGCACGAACUUUGGAGACACAUUCUGGCUCUACUACAUUUUCUGCAUGGGUCUGGGAUUCUCUGCUCCUCAAGCCAAUGGCCGUCCGUUCUUUGCUGUGCAGACGAAGGAACUGUGCAUCAAGGGUGGAACCAAGCUGGCUAUGCCGAUGGAGGGUGGAAAGCUGUGUUCCGCUGUGAGCACUCGCCUGUGCUUCUGGGAUCAAUGUGCUAUGCCGCCAGCUGAGGGGGCUCCCAUGUUUGUGUGCUUCAACUUGCUGAACCCCAAGUCAGGGGCAAAGCCACUGGCCUAUGGAUCUUAGAUUGUGGCUACGUCAAAGCUGGGACUUCAAGACAGGUCCUUUUUUUAGGCUGCCUUGGUCGAACACCACUGUAUUGGCUGAAUACGCCUCUCACAGUGCCCGACCCAGCGGCAGCUUCGCACCACAGUAACUGCCUUUCUGAGGGGUUUGAUUUGGGUCAGCCCUGAGGAAGCUGAGGCGAUCCUUGAAAAGCAGAA